Clonostachys rhizophaga is the source of this 354-nucleotide messenger RNA. The record is from the annotation of a GenBank genome assembly. Lineage: Eukaryota; Fungi; Ascomycota; Sordariomycetes; Hypocreales; Bionectriaceae.
AUGCCCAUCGAGUACAAGCAAGGCGGAUUCGCUAAUCAGUCAGCAGAACUCCCUCAGGUGGCACCCAAUGUCAGGGCAUUUAUGAAAGACUCGUUGUCCUCUAGAUCUAAGGUGCCACUUACCGCAGGAUAUUUCCGACUUGAGAAGGACAAGAAGCAGUCUAUCGUGUACGAGUUUGACGAAGUGAAGUGUUUUAUUGAAGGAGAAUGCACAAUCAGCGAUGAGGUUGGCACCAAAGUGACUGUUCAUGCGGGAGACAUUGUGUUGUUCAACAACGGCACCACAGCCACGUUUCAAUGCGAGAGUGAUUCCAGUGCAUUGGCAUUCUAUUGUGUGCAGAGAUCUAGAAUGUGA